Messenger RNA from Drosophila serrata, 1645 nucleotides. RefSeq lists its product as uncharacterized. Lineage: Eukaryota; Metazoa; Arthropoda; Insecta; Diptera; Drosophilidae. The record is from RefSeq and is a predicted model, not a curated record.
UUGCCGUCAGGUUGAAUGCCGAUUAACCGAUCCCAGUCGGUCAGCGUUUCUCCGUUUAAAUUGCAAAUUCAGUUUCUAUUUGUCAAUUGACCGACACGCGUGUGCUCCGCCGACAGCUAUAGACGACUCCAAGAACUCUGGAACGGCGGAAAUGUUUGCGCUAGCUAAGCCCAUCGGAUGUUUGGCCUUGCUGUCGGUGGUGACUCUUGGCUCGGCGUUCGAGGAGCACCCUCACUUUUGCAUUGAGACGGAACCGCUGCUUCUCUCCGAGAUUGAUCGGCAUGUGGUGAUGCCCAGUGAGCGGGAUCUGCAGUGUCACAUUAAGGCCACCACGCUGACCCUAAAGGAGAAGGCAAGCCUCGUAGACACACUGUGCGCGGAUCAUGGCUCUACGACGGUGCAUCGGGACAACCAUCACUUCCUGCGGCUGCACAACGGCGAGCUUAGUGGACGCGGUGCCCAGACGGAGCUGUGUGCCACCAGUGCAGGCUCGGUCCUAGCCUGGGUGCCCUACCACACCGUGCUCAAGAACUAUGCCGCCGAGCUGAACCCCAAGGAACGACUGACCUACAUAGCCAAGGCCACGAACGUGGAGCGCGAAAAGACGGAGCUUUGCCACUUCCGGCACACGGAUCUGGUCAAUGCCGUGACCGACAGCCUCUUCACCUGUGUGGUCAUGAUAUUCGGGGAUAACUUUUACGGCCUGGAGGACAACAUCAAUGUGCUGGUGGAGCUGGAGCCGCUUAUGUAUCAGCUGCGGAACAUCACCUAUCUGCCCUGGCGCAAUGUCACCAACAGCUACAAGAUGCUUCUGGGUGACAGCGUACUCCGGAAUCCGAGCAGCGAACGGAAGCCCAUCUACGGCAGCCUCAACUACGCCUUUGUGGAAAAGAUCGAGCUGAACACGACCACUGUCUACCGGGACGAGGACCAUCUGGCCAGGUUGCCGCUGCUCUUCGAACACCGUGGUUCCGUCCUGCAGCUCGACGAGCACGGCGUGGGCGGCUUGGACGUGGCCGAAAAGGCAUAUUUCGGGCGCUUUAUGGACGCCAGGAGUGAGGUAAAGGUCCAGGUGAUUGGCCAGUGGGUUGACCAGCACCGGGAGUUCGGCGCCGAUAUCUACGAGUACUACGGCCACGGAUUCAGGCGGUACAAGCAGCCUCUAACCGGUGCCAGACUCACGUUCGUCCGCAUUGACAACACGGAGCCGGUUUUCCAGGCGCCCGAAUCGAAUAAUCUGGUCAAGGCAUCGCUUUUCCGUGAGCAGAAGGCGGGAAAACUAAAGGAGAAUCACAAUCAGGCCACGGGAAACUUCACCGAGUGGGAAAAUUCGGAGUUGGACUCCGAUUCGGAUGAAGAUGAGCCGGGCUUCUACGGCUGGUUUGUGGUCUGUGCCCUGCUCCUGGCCCUCGCUGUUGUGAUCGGUCUAUAUGUCGUGAUACGCACGCAGAGCCGUCGGAACAAGCAGAGGCAGAUGUACGAUCUGGCCAACACAAAUGUUCCAGCGCCAGCCUAAAAAUAAAUUUGAAAUUUAAAUUUUAAACCAUAAGUAACUCCGAAAAUAAACAGAGAUCAACAGGUGUUCGCUCUCCGAAAUGUCAGUUCGAUCAAACCGGGUUGGCAGUCCCGCUGCCAAAAAUCCUUA